UCUCCCGGACACAAUACCGAUGAGUGUCUCGGUCUUUUGUCGGCACUCUUGCGCUUAAUCGGACAACCUCAACUUCAAAAGUUUCGAAAUUUUGACAACCGCCAGAAAGGAAGGCCCUUGGAUAUUUCAGACGAUGAAGAUGAAGAUAACCGACCCGCUAACCAGAAAAGAGCUCGUGCAAAUGAUAAAGAGGUCUUCACGUUUUCUACUCAUAUCGGAACCUCGACUGAUAACUGUAGGAAAUCCCGGACACAUGAUGCCUUAGGUUCUUCACAUUGCAUACCUCGGGUCAAUUCCAAUAAUAAGCAAUUAGAUACUUCAAGACGGAAAGUCAAAGCCUAUGCCUGGGAGGCGCAAAAUGCCGAGAAACGAGUCAUGAAUGUUGAUCUUCGAGAUACUAUCAAUAACCGGAAUUGCCCUAUUACGUUCAGUAUCGAGGAUGCCAAUUUAUUUGCUCAUCCUUAUUCCGACGCUCUUAUUAUAACAACCCCGAUUGGAGGGAUUCCUGUCCAUCGGAUUUUGGUUGACACGGGGGCUUAUUCAAGUAUUCUGAUGCUCCGCACUUUCAAGAAAUUGGGCUUGGAUCCAGCAGACAUUAGGCCUUGCAACAACCAAAUUCAAGGUUUUAAUGGAAGUAUUUCUUGUCCUGUUGGCGAAAUAUUGCUCCCUAUUCGGUUUGGUGGCUUUGGACCGAAGUCCAAGAUCAUUAUGGAAACUUUCAAAGUUCUAGAUGUCCAGAAUGAAUAUAAUGCUGUAAUAGGGCGAACUGCACUUUAUAAACUCCGUGCUGUUGUGUCAAUUUUUCAUUAUGCCCUGAAGUUCCCCACCAUUGAAGGAGAAGGCACUCAUUACGGAGAUCAACGAGAAGCCCGAAGUCUGAUGUUGCUCUCAACCUCGCGUAGCUUUCAUAUGAUUGAAGAGCAGGAUGUUGAUAACUCUGUUGAGCCAAAUAAUUCAACUUCUGAUGCUAAAAGAACUGAUCAGUCCAUCCCGGAUACCGACAUGCCUCAAGCAGAUACCGACAUGCCGCUUAUUAGUACCGACAUCCCUAUGACGUCGGUUUCGCCUGGAACAUUAACUGAAGUCCUUGAUCAAGAACAACCUUUGCAUGAGGGAGACACAGCAAUGCAUGAAGAUAUGGAUCCACGAAUGCAGUUUAAAGAUGGGAAUCGUCAUGUCCGUGCAGAGCCAGUUGAAGAUGUCGAAACCAUUUACGUGGAUGGAUCGACUCAGCAAAAACUGCUGCGCAUCGGGACUAAUCUUCAAGAACCCAUUCGAUCAAAUCUAAUUCAAUUCCUACAGUUGAACUCCGAUGUGUUCGCCUGGAAGCAUGAAGAUAUGAAAGGGAUUGACCCACAAAAAGCAUGCCAUCGCUUGAAUUUGGAUAAAACUGUCAAGCCUGUCAUCCAGAAACGCCGGAAAUUUGGCUCGGAUCGCCAGAAGGCCCUUGAAGAGGAAGUAAAUAAGCUCAUAGACAAUAAAUUUGUCAAAGAAGCCAAGUACCCGACGUGGAUAUCAAAUCCUGUCUUGGUCAAGAAAGCCACCGGCCUUUGGCGUCUGUGCAUAGAUUUUUCAGACUUGAAUCAAGCAUGCCUGAAGGACAGCUACCCCAUUCCACACAUUGAUUACAUGGUAGAUGCUACAUCGGGACAUCAACUUAUGAGUUUCUUGGAUGCCUAUUCAAGCUAUAAUCAAAUUCCUAUGCACCCUGAUGACGUUGAACAUACCUCGUUCUACUCAGCUCGAGGCCUUUAUUGUUAUGUCAUGAUGACUUUCGGACUGAAGAAUGCAGGGGCCACGUAUCAGAGGUUAGUCAAUAAGAUGUUUGCUCACUUGAUCGGCCAUACGAUGGAAGUUUAUGUAGAUGACAUGUUAGUGAAGUCGGAACAGGCCUCUGAUCACAUCACCCACCUUUCCGAAGUCUUCGAUAUAAUCCGAGAAUAUUCUAUGGUGCUUAACCCCAAGAAGUGUACUUUCGGAGUUGGAUCAGGGAAGUUUUUAGGAUACAUGGUGAGUAAGAGAGGGAUCGAAGCCAAUCCCGCCAAGAUUCAAGCCAUACUUGACCUAGCUCCCCCGACAUCUAUCAAAGGUGUCCAAGCUUUAACUGGUCGACUGGCAGCUCUCAAUCGGUUCAUUUCAAAGUCUACGGAUCAUUGCAAGCCAUUCUUUGACGCUAUCAAAAAGAAGAAACCGUUCGAAUGGACCACGGAAUGCCAGAAUGCUUUUGACAACAUUAAAGAAGUUCUUUUACGGUUACCGACAUUGCAGAAGCCACUUCCUGAUGAGCCUCUGUAUUUGUACCUUGGUGUAAGUGACGUUGCUGUUA
Messenger RNA from Striga hermonthica, 2326 nucleotides. Lineage: Eukaryota; Viridiplantae; Streptophyta; Magnoliopsida; Lamiales; Orobanchaceae. The record is from the annotation of a GenBank genome assembly.